UCUCCGGCUCCGACAGAUUCCCAGAGUGUCCGGAUACCUGGAGGAUGACGGACUGACUGAACGAUGGCUGAUCAGCCAAACUACGAGCGGAACCUGCAGGCUGGAGACGCUGAUCGCUUCAAGAGCGUUAGGAACUGAGUGUGUGUUGGCAGAGUUGAGCGCUUCAAACCAACAGGAGUCUUCUUCAUCCAUCCAUCACCUCUUCCUCCGAAAUGAAGACUCCACUCAGCCCUUCUCUGCUCCUGGAGAGUGGGAUCUUUGCCUUUAGAGGGAUGGGUCAGGAGCUGAUGGACACACCCACACCUUCAACCCUAAGUCUCCCCGUCCAGCAGACUCUAUCCCCAGGUCAGGGUGGGGCAUACUCAUUUUGUGAAGUGUGUAACCUGCAGCUGACCUCGACUGCUCAGGCCCAGCUGCAUUACAACGGCAGGUCACACCUCCGGAGAGUGAGACAGCGCCAAGCGGGAGAGGCACGACAACAGGCAGCAGUUGCAAAGCGGGACAAAAACAGUGAAGGUUGUGCGUUCUUCAGUCAUGAAGUUGGAGGUGGGAGCGGUGCCGUGGGUGGGGCGUUGCCAGGUAUAAUUGGUGCCACCAGUCCCUCAGUGGUGAUGAAACCAUUCCUACCGUUCCCCAUGGAGACAACGUCACCGGUCGGACUCUUCCCAAACUUCAGCACGAUGGAUCCAGUGCAAAAGGCUGUCAUCAAUCACACCUUUGGUGUUACCAUGGUACCCAAAAAGAAACAGGUUAUUUCCUGUAGUGUUUGCCAACUGAGGUUCAACUCUGACUCUCAGGCAGAGGCUCAUUAUAGAGGCAGUCGUCAUGCUAAGAAGCUUAAGUCUCAGGAGAACAAGGCCAAAGCCAAACUGUCAGUCACACCAGAGACCAAUGGGAACAGCUGUGGUCCUGCUGGUCCGACCCAUCCGAUCUCUACUAACAGCAGCAACAGUCAGCGCACAGAACUAUUGUCCAGCCUGACAGACUCCUUGUCUUCUCUUAAACCCUGCCUCCCCUCCUCCACCUCCCCUCUUUCCUCCUCACCGGCCAUCAGCAGAGCCGGCAGUGAGCCUCCCCCAUCCAGCCCGCCCUCUGGUCUGCCAGCUCCUGGUCCCUUGUCUUCUUCCUCAUCCUCCUCCUCUUCAAAAUCUUGUCCCCAAUCUUCAGUCACUCUCUCCCUGUCCGGUGCUGCACCUCUUGCUCUGCAGACCACCUCCUCCUCCUCCCAGGAUGCUCCUCUCUCAGCAGAGUCCGAGGAGGAAAAGGCGAAGAAGCUGCUGUACUGCUCUCUUUGUAAAGUCGCCGUCAACUCUUUGUCUCAGCUGGAGGCUCAUAAUGCAGGUACGAAGCACAAAACCAUGCUGGAGGCUCGUAGUGGUGCCGGCCCAAUCAAAGCCUACCCUCGACCGGGAACCAAGCUGAAGAAUGGCAGCAGCUUGGCAGUGAAGGGCUCUGGCUUGCAGAACAAGACUUUCCACUGCCAGAUCUGUGACGUCCACGUUAACUCUGAGAUCCAGCUCAAACAGCACAUUUCCAGCAGAAGACACAAGGACAGAGUGGCAGGAAAACCCAGCAAACCCAAAUACAGCCCGUACAACAAGCAGCAGCGCAGCUCGCUCAGUGAGCUGGUGAAGCCUUCCCUAUCUCCUUCCUUUUUUCCCUCUCCUUUCACUUCUCCUUCCUCCCCACUACCUCCUCCCAUCUCAUUCCCUCCCUCAUCCCUUUCCUCCUCCUCUCUCCUCUCACCCACCUCCACCCCCCACACCCCCACCAUCUCGCUCCACCCUCGCCCUCCGUCGUCCUCAUCCCUCUUCACCGCCUCCUUCCUGCGUCCUGCUCCGGGACCGAUAAGAACCAACCAAGGAUCGAUUCUCUUCACUCCCUACUGAUGUCUGCAGGAGCAGCUGGGAGUUGAACUGGCAACCUUUAGCUACCCACAGUUUGUUGGAGCUUCCGCUGUUGUUGCAGCUUGUUCACCUGACUGAAUCUUCCCACAAACAUGAGAGGAUGAAACCUUCCUGCUUUUGCCAGGAUUAAAGAUGUUCUGAUUCCAUCCAACACUUCCAAACAGGGAGGAGAGGGCGAGCUGUUGCUUUGACUAACCCACUGACGUGAAUAUGAACAGAACCAGUGGGUAAAAAGCUCCCAGACAUACCAGAAAACAAGAAAAAUGUAUGCAGUCAAGGAAGAUUCCUUAAGAUCUACUUAGCAUUGUAUAGAAAGCAGCAAGUGUUGCAGAAAUGGGUUUAGGACUGGAAAAAAGGCUGCAGCUCAUUUCUUGUUAAGUCUUUGUGGUGUUCCAUGUUUGCUGCCCAUUUAUCAGAAACGUAAAGCAAAGAAAAUCUGAAUUUUUCUAAUACAUCAUGAUUUGAUUAGAGAUGAUCAGCAUUAUUAAAGAUGUAGAAAAGUUUA
Molecule: messenger RNA, 2412 nt
Organism: Girardinichthys multiradiatus
Lineage: Eukaryota; Metazoa; Chordata; Actinopteri; Cyprinodontiformes; Goodeidae
Gene: znf385b
Product: zinc finger protein 385B
Exons: 11
Coding region: 213-1889 (558 amino acids)
Cellular component (GO): nucleus
Molecular function (GO): zinc ion binding; nucleic acid binding
Source: RefSeq, a predicted model, not a curated record